Molecule: messenger RNA, 5315 nt
Organism: Xyrauchen texanus (razorback sucker)
Lineage: Eukaryota; Metazoa; Chordata; Actinopteri; Cypriniformes; Catostomidae
Product: synaptotagmin-10-like
Exons: 7
Coding region: 99-1829 (576 amino acids)
Biological process (GO): regulation of dopamine secretion; calcium-ion regulated exocytosis; regulation of calcium ion-dependent exocytosis
Cellular component (GO): membrane
Molecular function (GO): syntaxin binding; phosphatidylserine binding; calcium ion binding
Source: RefSeq, a predicted model, not a curated record
CAUUCUCUGCUUGCGCUUUUGCGCCAAGGACAUGGACUUGUGUUACUCUCUCUCCAUUCUACGCAUCAGCUGCGCUCGGCAGCACACAUGGUGCCCAAAUGAACCCUCGCUCUGACGGAUCGUCCAAAAUACAAUGGAUUAACAGAAAAGACAUGAAUGUCCGCAAGGAUGAUGGCAUUAGCCUGUGCCAAAGGGCUCUCCAAAUAGUAACGGAGCUAUGCCUCGCCGGGCACGUCGAUCGGGAGAAAUGCGUGGAUAUAUUUCCACUGGAGAGCAACAUACCAGGUAAAGGAAAUUCAGACAUCUCUGUAAGUCUCCUAGCGGUGGUUGUAGGUUUCUGUGGGCUCGCCCUUUUGGUUGUCUCUCUCUUUGUCUUUUGGAAGCUGUGCUGGCCCAUUUGGAGAAGCAAGGCACUCUCGACCAAUGCUGACAACUGCCCACAGGGGGUGCUACCUGAGGCACCCCCGGCCCUGCCUCCUGUGUCUCGUUCUGUUUCUCCUCAUUCUGACACCAAGGCAGUUGCAAUUGCGGGAACACAGCUAUCACAACACCAGCAGGACGAUGAGGAUGAGAAGAAAAGAAUGGUGCCGGAGGUAAAGGUCAACGGUCGCAGCUCAGUUAAGCUCCUAGAGGCAGCCAUGAAGAUCAGCCAGACAUCACCAGACAUCCCUGCUGAGGUGCAGCAGGCUCUGCGUGAUCGUCUGAGCAAGCAGGCCAAGAUCCAGCGGCAGACUACCGAACCUACCUCUUCAUCCAGGCACAAUUCUUUCCGCCGACACCUGCCACGGCAGAUGAAUGUGACCAGCGUGGACUUCACCAUGGGUACUCUACCUGUGCGGCAGUCUUCUGCGGUCAGUAUUGGCCGUAUUAAACCUGAGCUUUACAAGCAGAAGUCAGUGGACUCUGAAGAGGGGUCAAAGGAGCAGGUGGAAACCUGUGGCAAGCUGAGCUUCGCCCUCAGCUAUGACUAUGAGGAGCAAGCUCUUGUUGUUCGAAUUCUAAAGGCCCUUGAUCUGCCCGCUAAAGACUUCACAGGCACCUCCGACCCCUACGUGAAGAUCUACCUGCUUCCUGAGCGCAAAAAGAAGUUUCAGACAAGGGUCCACCGCAAGACACUUAACCCAACAUUUGACGAGAUGUUCUGCUUCCCUGUGGAGUACAGUGAGCUGUGCAAUCGCAAGUUGCACUUCAGUGUGUAUGACUUUGACCGCUUCACGAGUCAUGAUAUGAUCGGUGAGGUGGUGGUUGACAACCUCUUUGAGCUGUCUGACCUAUCACGUGAAGCUGUGGUUUGGAAGGACAUCCUUGCUGCCACUACAGAGAGUGUGGAUCUUGGUGAAAUCAUGUACUCCCUUUGCUAUCUUCCCACGGCUGGACGCAUGACUCUUACCGUCAUCAAGUGUCGUAAUCUAAAAGCCAUGGAUAUAACUGGCUACUCAGAUCCAUAUGUUAAAGUCUCCCUCAUAUGUGACGGUCGGAGACUUAAGAAGCGGAAGACAACCACCAAAAAGAACACACUCAACCCAGUUUAUAACGAGGCCAUCAUUUUUGACAUACCACCUGAAAAUGUAGAGCAGGUCAGCCUGUCAAUCACGGUGAUGGAUUAUGACAGAGUUGGACACAAUGAAGUGAUAGGGGUGUGCAGGGCGGGGCCAGAUGCAGAGGGUCUUGGGAGGGACCAUUGGAACGAGAUGCUAGCUUACCCACGCAAGCCCAUCACCCACUGGCAUGCACUGAAUGAGCUUCUGUCUUUGCAGUGGCCAGGAAGAGCAUCCAGUUUUGAGAGUCAAGGAUCAUUUCCAUCCCCCAAACCCCCACAGACCCCAUAACAACUACGAGGUCCCACAAUCCUAAUUACAACACACAUUUGGUUUGUAUAAUUAAUAGGGUAUAUUAUUUCUCUAGUUGUAGCUUGUAACAUUGAAUUUUAUUCAAACUAUACAGUACUGGUAUCCCUGCUACAUAUACAAACAAGGAUGCUCUUAGAGUUUCUCAAACAAAUUCUUUUUAAACUGGUGCUGAGUUUUUUCACUCCUUAAACAAAUGUUUUCAGGUCACUUUGAAGCUGACAGUGAAAUGAUGUGGUAAAACAGCGAAGCCUCUUGCUGUCUGACAGUAUAAUGAUGCCAUGUCAUUUUACUGACAGAUGAAAUUACAGUGUUUUUUCAUUUCAAAUUUUUGAGUUUCUGACAAAUGCUCUCCUUGUGAAAACAUGAUCAUACGUGAAGCCGACAUGAUGUUUCCGAUAGUUUCAGUACUCUAGGAUCGGCGACUGUAUGCUGACCCGCUGACGUGCCACUUAUCAGACAUGUUUGCAGUGGUGUCAAUAUGUUUACAUUUCCACCUGGCGUGAUUGGCAGCACGUUUCAUCAGCUGCGUGGGAGACAAAGGUUCAAAGGCAGGCAGUAACCACAUUUUAAAUAAUCAAUGACGAGCAUGAUUCAGAGAUUUCACUUUUACCUCUAACAUUACUUUUCUACUCCACUAAAGGUUAAGGUAAGAUUUGGGUAGGGGGAUAGAAUCUAUAAAUAUAUGCUUUUCUCUUCAUUGUAUAAAAUCCUGUAAAGCUGAAAAUAACAUGUUUCACUACUAGCUUUUGACGGACUCUCUUGACAUAAAUGGAGCUUGCAUGUGCCCAAUAUGCCCUACAACACUUACCACUUUGGCCACUGGAGUCAGUGUUUCGGAAUUUCGGUCAAUGUAUACCGAUUUUGACAAAAGAAAAGUCUAUCUACUUUUUCCAAUUUCACUUUGAGAUCAGGUUGAAAUAUUUGACAAAUUUGAUUCAGGGUUAGCGUAGUAAAAAGAAAAAGCUUUGAAAUAUGAAAUCAGGACUUGUUUGGCAUGGAGGUUACACUGAAUCAAGAUUACUAUUAUUACUUACAGUAUAAAGCAUCUAAAACGUCUUUACUCAAAGAAUAGAUUAGACUAGUUAAAAAAAAUGUUUUUUUUUCAACAAUGACACAUCAGUCACUUGAGAUAUCAAGGUGUUAUUACUGACAUAUCACAUUGUGCUUUAUCUAUGGCAGACUGCUUUUGCACAUUAUGAAAGGUGGAUUUUAAUUUUACAGUCUGUAUUAACUAAUCUGAGAUUAAGAAGAAAGGAGAGAGAGAGCCUCUGAGUCUAUAUUUGAGUCUAGCUUUUAUCAAUACUACCAGUGAUGGGUGUAUUAGAUUACAAAGUAAUUAGUUACUGUAAUAGAUUACUUUUAGUCAAAAAGGUAAUGUAAUGCAUUAUAUUGUAAAUUCUUGUAAUCAGAUUACAGUUACGGAGUUUAGUUUUAAAGUAAUUACAUUACUUGAACUGAAGUAAUAUGUAUAAUACAUUUAAAGUAUUCAUUUAUAUGUAGGUCUGUUAGCGUUUCUGUGACAGCUGAAGGGUGUAUGACAAUGAAUGAGGAGAAAAUAUAGGCAUUUUGAAUUUGAGUGGAAAACCAAAAACAUUUCUAAGCAAAUUGAUUUAGAAAGAAACUUAAAAGUAAAAUAAUUAAUAAUGUGAUUACUUUUCAGUAAAGUAUUAUUACAUUUUUAGAGAAGUAAUUCGUUGUGGGUUUCUUAUUUUGAGUAACUUACACAACACUGACUUCUACAUACGUUAUAAAUAUACUUAUUGAAAUCAUUUGCUUGUUGAUAGCUUCUAAGUACACUUUUCUGAAUAAAAACAGCUAUAUACAUGUAUUUUGAAUUAUAAACACAAUAUAAAUGUAAUCAAAAGUAUUCAGUAGCCAUUCUCUUCUUAGAAUUAACACGUGUGUGUAUAUCAUAUCUGUAUCUCCAAAGUUGGUGUCUGCCCGUUUCCUUGAAAAAAAUCCAAUAAUACAUUUCAUGAAAUAGAUUGAGAAGCUGGAUUUCUCACUUUCCUCAUCUUCCACCAAAGAAAAAGGGAUACUAAAAACUAAAUUACAAACAGAGAUAUAAAAUCAUUUUUCAUGGGUGUAGGCACCAAAAUCCUCUAGUGUAGACUCGGCCAUUGAUUAGAUUGAAUGACGCCAUGCCUUUAAUAGCAGUCAUGAUGUGCCAAACUGUCCCAGAUUUGACACACUUUUGAUUGAACAAAUCUAAAUAAAUUUGAAAACCUAAAAAACACAGACAGGACGAAUCUCAGUUACCUCCGCGUCUGGCCGUGUCUGACUGUCAAUCCAUGCAUUUUAUCACGUGGGUUAUUGAGUGCAUUACCGUGGAGACAUAGCUUGUGUGGAGGCUUCACGCUAUUCUCCGCGGCAUCCAUGCACAACUCACCAUGCACCCCACAGAGAGCAAGAACCACACAUUAUAGCGACCACGAGGAGGUUACCCCAUAUCAUUCUACCCUCCCUAGCAACCAGGCCAAUUUGGCUGCUUAGGAGACCUGGCUGGAGUCAAAACUUGAAUUUUCAAUUAAUCGUUACCAUCUAAAGCAAUUCAUGUUAUUGAAAUAUUUCUUUCAAGGAAGAACUGUGAAAUGAGAAGAAGUACUGUCACAAAAUACAAUUCAUGAAAUAUUUACACAUUGUGGUAAUUUAAUGGGUGGACUAUAGAGACAAUAGAGAGACAAAAACGUAAUUUACUUUUGCCUGUUGAUUGGUGCCUAAUGUGGUUGAAUUUUGUUGUAUCAUUGCAGUGAAUUGUUCAUUGUGUGAAAUCAUCCAGCAUUUAUUCAGUCAUUAUGCAAAUAAUAUGGCACACCAUGGUAAUUGCACACCUACUUACUGUAUCUUUUUACAGCUGGACUCUUGAUUGGGUUGUCUGAGUAUUACUUGUGUGUCCAUAAGUAAUAAUGCAAUCAAACAUGGCAAUUACACAAAAGGCUGUGUACUGUUAACUGAAUUGCACAUUAAGACAGUGCUUCUACCCAGAGCUCGGUCAGAGUAACAGAACAAAGAUAAUGUAUUCUUGUAGCAUGCUGAUACCAGUACCUAGAGUUGAUUGAUAUCAUUUAGAAAUGUAGACUCUUAUUAUUCCUCAAGAGUUAUUCUUUUUUAUUUAGUUUAGUUUUGCCAGUGCUGAUGUGUGUGUAUACUUGAGAAUUUCUUUAACAAUUGUUAUCUUGUUAAAGUGCAUUUCUAUGGAUUGUUUGGUGGUGAUUUGUACUAUGGGCUUGUGAUCUUGAAUAACUUUAUACACAAUUUGCCUAUAUUGUGUAAUGGCUUCUCAAAAUGUAAACCUGUUUUGAUUAGUAAUCAACUUCAUGGGAUUAUUUCUUGUUGAGCUAUUGAUGAAUCGCUUCUGCUAUGUUGUUAUGAUGUGUACAGUUUGUGAUAACUUUUGUAAACAAAAAAUUGCAGUAAAUAUUUGAAAUAUAAUUUUACUGGAUGUUUCAAAUGUAUUUUAACUAA